This is a messenger RNA of Trichoderma citrinoviride, 1386 nucleotides long. RefSeq lists its product as hypothetical. NCBI's taxonomy places the organism in Eukaryota, Fungi, Ascomycota, Sordariomycetes, Hypocreales, Hypocreaceae. Bases 1 to 1386 code for a protein of 461 amino acids. The record is from RefSeq and is a predicted model, not a curated record. The transcript has a single exon.
AUGGAAUCCAUCUUCGAGGACGACUUGGAAGAUGACGACGAUGUCAUGAGAGACGAUCCAGCAUUCCCCCCUCUUUACUAUGUCCAGACGCCUGAGAAAAAUGGCGUCUACACCCGUUCUUUCGAGAUCAGCGAGCACGUAUUCCCUCCUUAUCUGCAAACAAUUCCUCACUACAUGAAGCUUUUCAUUGUCAUGGAUCCCACCGGUUUGCGAUCCUCACUGCCGUCCACAUUUCCUUCCAUGUUUUUCUAUCCUGCCUCGAAGCCUCUUCCGGCCGAGUUCCACAUACCGUAUCAUGAUCGUCCCAACGAGUUCUACGUUUCUCUUACCCACGAUUCUGCUCUUUUUAAUAUCAGCGACUCCUCCCCUGCACCCACAUCUAAGCCCACAGCUCCACAUAAGGUUCUGCGGUCGACCGAGCUCCUGGAAAGCAUUUUCCUCAAGCUCGACCCUGUCACGAUUCUCACUUCCAUUCAGCGAGUGAAUAAGACCUGGAAAGGGGUCGUGGACGGAUCCACGGCACUUCAGCGGAAGCUCUACUUCGCACCUGACGGCAAAGCCAAACUGGGUCUUCAUCCUCAAGCUCAGUGGCUCAAAGACGAUCGCGAGAACUUCCCCGCCGUCAACUCCCUCUUGGCCAGAUAUUUCGAAAGCUGCUUCUUUAGCUUUGGACACAUCUACGGCUGGCUGCGCCGGGCGGAAUCCUUCUACGAGCACAAAUGGACCCGCCACCACCAUAGGCUGAAGAGGAUGAACUUGCCGUGGGAACACUCGGCAAUCUACCAACCUAUGCUCGAUGAGAAGCUGGAUGGCCGGGCGACUCUUCAGGCAAUGCAGGAGAGGGAGAGAUUUACUCGCUCUGGCGCGAGUUGGCGCAACAUGCUUGUGUGCCAGCCUCCCAUCUUCAGCUUUGGCGUCAUGAUAUUCCAGCCCGAUAAGGGCACCUCAGCCCUGCCACAAAGAAUGGAAAAGGCCAUUAUCAAGGCCCACGACAUGGACGUUGGCCUCUGCAUGGGCCAACUCUAUGACUUUGUUCAGGAGAGGGCAGGCCACCAUCCUCUGUCCUCUCUCUGGUUUCGUGUCUUCUGGUUUGAGCCCCAUGGCCCCUGGACCUCGGACCUUUGCCGCGACACUGCCCAUGAGCUGGCUCUUGAGACAGACCUGAUUAUCGAAAUGUUCCACAGCAGCGACUGUUCCCUUGCAUAUCACCCGAGGGAUCCGCCGAGGCCCGAGACCUUUGACAGAAUCUUCCAAAGCAAGGACUUCAAGCCUCAUGACUGGGUUCCGGCUGGUGUCGCGGUAGACAACGCAAGCGAAGGGUACGAAGCGCUCUCUCCCUUGGAUGGCGACCAGAACAGGAUUUGGUGUGGAUUUGCAGGUAAGUGA